Messenger RNA from Eutrema salsugineum, 2154 nucleotides. RefSeq names its product osteocalcin 2-like. NCBI's taxonomy places the organism in Eukaryota, Viridiplantae, Streptophyta, Magnoliopsida, Brassicales, Brassicaceae. The record is from RefSeq and is a predicted model, not a curated record. The transcript has 5 exons. The coding region runs from base 101 to 952 and encodes 283 amino acids.
CCUGCACUUCUUAAAGCUCACCGGGAUCUGCACUGCUUCUCUUCACCGACCUUCUUGAUUUGGGUUCAGCCUUACCCAGGCGAACUGCUCUCUUUGCGAGAUGUCUCCAAACUCGACCGAUUCUACCAGUUCUUCCAGUUCGUCAGAUUCUACCAGCUCUUCCAGCUCACCUGAUUCUUCGCCGAGCCAGAGUGAUCCUACAGAAAAACAAGCGGCUUCUCCUGCACCCGCUCCAUCUGAUCCAACUUCAUCUAGCUCCUCCAACUCUUCUCAAUCCUCACCGAGUCUGAACGAUCCGAAAGGAAAACGUGUGGCUUCUCCUGCUCCCAAUUCGUCUGAUUCACCGUCUUCGUCUAGUUCUUCCUCGACAUAUGAGGAGGUCAGCUCAUCUCAGCCUGCCUACGAUGUUGACGAAGUGCACAAUGUCGAAGUAGGUCAGCUUAACGAGACAGAGAGCGAAAAAGUAGUUCAGUCGGGCGGAGUCGAUCUUGACGAAGCUCAGCGCGAGAUAGUCCUAGGCAUUCCCACAGUUCGUCGUAGAAUUGUUACUCCUACGAUGGUCAAAGAAUCCUGUUCUAGUAAGAAGAGCAUUCUUAGGGUGUUAAAGCAUGCCAGGGCUUCGAGAAUCAGCAUUAAGAAACCAAAAAAUUUUCAAAUACCAUGGGAUGCUCCUGAAGGUUAUAUAUGCAUUUACGAGGAUUAUUUCCGAUCUUGCGGACUUCGCUUUUCGAUUCCCAGUCGAUUGAUUGGAUAUUGUAAUCGUCGAGGAGCUGUCUUAUCUCAGUUGAUGCCGGCUUCUGUUACUAACUUCGUCGGAAUCCAGACCCUUGGGUCAGACAUUGGUUUUGAGGUCACAAUUUCGGUAUUCGAAGACUUGUGUAACAUGAAGAAUAACAAGAAACCAUGGUACUUCUCCGCUUGUACGAGGUCGCCAUCCUUGGAGCUGUAUUAGUCAUUCUGGUGUUACGCCAAAAGUUGUCACUCGAUUUAGCGCAGUAGGAAAGAAGCGUUGGCCCUCUGCUUAUGAGGUUUUGAUAGCUCGUCAGGAAAAACAUCGUGCGCAAGCAGCCCAAAAGUCGAAGACUUGCAAACCUCGCCAUACUGGUCAAGUAUCUCUGAAUGUACACUUAGUUGGAUUUAACUUCAUGCCAUACUGGUCAAGUAUCUCGAAACAGGUUUGGAGAUGUCGAACAUGAUCCUUGGCGAGAAGAGACUUGACGAGCAUGUCGUCAAUGUAGAGCUCCAUGGUUCGGCAGAGCUGAUUAGAGAACAUUCGAUUGAUAAGUCGUUGUCUGCCGCAUACUGGUUGGUUGAAUCAAGAUGGAGCUUUUUGCCGACAAGACCCCGAUCACGGCGGAGAACUUUAGGGCUCUCUGUACUGGGCGAGAAAGGCAUUGGCAUGUCUGGUAAGCCACUCCACUUCAAGGGAUCAAUCUUCCACAAAGUAAACCUCGGUUAUAUGUAGUGUGGAUGGGAUAUCAUUCACGGUCACGUGGAAGGAUCGCUCGGCGAAUCGAUCUACGGCCUUCGAUACCCGAACGAGAACUACACCGUUAAGCACGACCGUCCAGGUAUCCUCUCCAUGGCCACCAACAAUGAAGAGAACCCCUAUGCAAAUGUUUACGGAUCUCAGUUCAUGAUCGUCAUGAACAAGUCCACGGAACUCGACGGUAUUGCACAUCAUUUUUGGCCAAGUGAUGGAAAAAUAGCUUUGAUUAUGAGAAUUUUUAGAUUUGGUACCAUAUGCGUUGUAGAUAGUUGGUUUGUUUUGUUAAUGAGCUUCAUAGAUUUUGCUGCUAAUUUUCAUUGAGUUUCAUCACUUGAUUGAUUUUUAUAUUUGUAAUGAUCCAGGGAGUUAACUCUUUCGUUGUUUCAAUGCUCUUUACCUUGAUGAGUACAUGUGUACAGCCAAGCUUGUGGGAUGAGCUUCGAGCUGGACGUAUUAAGAUCGCCGAGUUGCAGGAUGAGUUGCUAGCCGCGCAUACGGAGAUUGAGAAGAUGAGGUUGGCAAUGUUUAAGCAGGCCACGGCACAGAAAAUUGGACAAGGACAAGGCAUUAAGUAGAUCUUAAUUUAUUCUAUACCACUACAAUGGUACGUAGCUGUGGUUGUUUUUUUAAUGUUCGGUGUGUUUUCCUGUUGUUCUUUCUUUGUA